Punctularia strigosozonata HHB-11173 SS5 is the source of this 177-nucleotide messenger RNA. RefSeq lists its product as uncharacterized. NCBI's taxonomy places the organism in Eukaryota, Fungi, Basidiomycota, Agaricomycetes, Corticiales, Punctulariaceae. The coding region runs from base 1 to 177 and encodes 58 amino acids. The transcript is spliced from 3 exons. The record is from RefSeq and is a predicted model, not a curated record.
AUGUCCUUCCGCAGAUCCCAUAGAUCUCUCAUCGGAACGCACAAGUCUGAGAUCGGCACUGCAGAUGAUAUGGAAUUGGCUCCACCUCUGGCUAUCAGUGUAGAAACGAGCACUCUCAAGAGGGUCGACACCUAUACAAAAGAUACCAGUGAUACCAAGUGGGAUGGCAAGGCCUGA